AUGCCUGCGAAGCGAGCCCGCGGCGCCUCGCGGCAGCCCGCUGCGACGGCGUCGUCGACCUCGGCCGCGGCGAAGGGCGCCGCGACCUCGUCGGUGCUCGUGCACCGCUGCCGUUUCGUUGACCAGGUGCCCGAUCCGGUCGAGUCCCUCCAGUACGACCCCUCGUGCUCGCGCCUCGCGGUGCUGCGCGCCAACUCGGACAUCGAGCUGUGGUCGCUCAGCGAGGGCGGCUGGUUCCGAGAGGCGUACGUGCCGGGCGUUCCCGACACGCCCGUCCGCCGACUCGCCCUCGGGAGCCGAACCGCGUCGCACCCGGACGGCCGCCUCUUCUCGUGCGGGCUGCACGGCGUCGUCACGGAGUGGGACCUCGCGCGUCUCUCGCCGCUCGACAACUACGACUCGCUCGGCGGCGCCGCCUGGUCGCUCGCGCUGCACGCCGGCUCUGCGCGGCUCGCGGCGGGCUGCGAGGACGGCGGCGUCACGGUGUUUGGGGUGGUGGAGGAGGGGCUCGAGAACGUGUACCGGCUGCCUGCGCGUGGCGGGCGGGUCCUCUCCCUCGCCUUCUCCUCCUCGGGCGGCCAGCUCGUCGCCGGAGGAGCGGACGGCUCGGUCCGGCUGUGGGCGCUCGGCGGCGGCGGCGCCGCGAGACACACCUGGAGACACACCUGCCAGUUUGUGCUGGAGUCGGAGGGGCGGAAGCGGCCUCCUCUGGUGUGGGACGUGCUGCUGCUGCCCGACUCGCUCGUGGUGACCGCCGACUCGUCGGGCCGCGUCUGCUUCUACGACGGCCGGCGCGGGGCGGUAGAUGGGCACGGCACCCUCGUCAACCGCUUCCGCUCGCACGAGGCCGACACGUGCUCGCUUUCGCGGAAGAGUCUCGGAGGUGUCCACGAAGCCGACGUGCUCGCCCUCGCCGCCACUGGAGACGGGUCGCACGUCUUUGCGUCCGGCGUCGACCACAAGGCCGUCGAGAAGGGAGAGAGCAGCGGCGGCAGUCCGAAGCCAGCGCUGGGCCCCAGGAAGGCGAAUGCGAGGAGGGCCUCUAGUGCGAGCUCCAUCUAG
Molecule: messenger RNA, 1062 nt
Organism: Emiliania huxleyi CCMP1516
Lineage: Eukaryota; Haptophyta; Isochrysidales; Noelaerhabdaceae
Exons: 4
Coding region: 1-1062 (353 amino acids)
Biological process (GO): maturation of SSU-rRNA from tricistronic rRNA transcript (SSU-rRNA, 5.8S rRNA, LSU-rRNA)
Cellular component (GO): 90S preribosome; small-subunit processome; t-UTP complex
Molecular function (GO): RNA binding; protein binding
Source: RefSeq, a predicted model, not a curated record